Molecule: messenger RNA, 1119 nt
Organism: Schizosaccharomyces cryophilus OY26
Lineage: Eukaryota; Fungi; Ascomycota; Schizosaccharomycetes; Schizosaccharomycetales; Schizosaccharomycetaceae
Product: SUMO E1-like activator enzyme Rad31
Exons: 5
Coding region: 74-997 (307 amino acids)
Biological process (GO): protein sumoylation
Cellular component (GO): cytoplasm; SUMO activating enzyme complex
Molecular function (GO): SUMO activating enzyme activity
Source: RefSeq, a predicted model, not a curated record
CUUGAAAGCUAUUGCAAAGGAAGACAAGAGCUUGUUGAGACCAAACGUCUCAUAUGAACUGAACCGGGUGAACAUGGAAAAAAAGGGCAUGAAUUCUGAAGAAAUUGCUUUAUAUGAUAGACAAAUUAGACUUUGGGGCUUCAAUGCGCAACAUGCACUAAGGCAAUCACGAGUUUUGUUAAUUACAGCUUCUCCUUUAUCGAAUGAAAUUGCAAAGAAUUUAGUUUUGGCAGGCAUUGGAGAGUUAUGCUUGCAGGACACUCGUUCUGUUGAAAAACAAGACGUGUUUGACCAGUUCUUUGUUGAACAGUCCGACAUAGGAAAGUCCAAGAUAUCUUGCCUUAUAGAAAAAUUAAAAGAACUCAACCCUCUGGUAAAACUUUCCUCUUUGGAUACACCAGUUGCGGAGCUAUCUGAAAGCACAGUCUCUUCUUUUCAGAUGGUUAUUGCAACUCAACUUCAGUACGAAGAGUUCUGCAAAGUAAAUUCUCUAUGUCGCUCUUGUCAGCGUCCGUUUUAUGCUUCGAGCUGCUACGGACUUUACGGAUUCGCUUUCGCAGAUUUGGUUCAUCAUGAAUUUGUAAUUGAGAAAACGGUUGAAAAUAAAAAAGUUGAGCAAGCAUUGUCAGCUACUCAAAAACCCAUCCAAGAAGCUCUCGAUAUCCCUCUUGGUUCGAAGCUAAAACCACGUUUGGCAAAAAAAGUACCUGCCGCUUAUCCGGCAAUACUUUCAAUUUUGAAGUACAACAAGUCAGACCCGGAAUCCAUCAAGAAGGUGUGUCAUGAACAGCAAUUAGACUCAAAUGCAAUUGUGAAUGAAGGAUUUUUAAGCAACUUUUCUGAUAACUCCAGUUUUCAAUGGAUGCCAGUGAUUUCAAUCAUUGGAGGGGUUGUUGCCCAAGACGCCUUGAAUUCAAUAAGUAAGCGUCAGUAUCCCAUAGAUAAUCUUUGGAUCUAUGAUGCUGAAACCAGUGCUGGACCUAUAUACAUGCUGUAAUAUAUGAGUUGGUUAUUUAUACUAAGAAAGGAUUUUUUUUAACAUUACUUCCUAAAAUUUAGAUCUCUAUUUAUGUAAAUCCUAUAUAUAGACGCUGUCUAACCACUUUCUUUCGCUACUCA